Messenger RNA from Octopus bimaculoides (California two-spot octopus), 5317 nucleotides. RefSeq lists its product as uncharacterized. The record is from RefSeq and is a predicted model, not a curated record. Gene Ontology annotation, molecular function: sequence-specific DNA binding. Lineage: Eukaryota; Metazoa; Mollusca; Cephalopoda; Octopoda; Octopodidae.
UCUCGAAAUAUUACAGAGUUGUCUAACUUGACAGUUGGCACCGUCUGGAGCCAUCUUUGUUAUAUGAUAGCUAUUUGUCUUUUACUUACAGCUGAUAACUUAAUUUUCAGUUUUUUCUUCCUUAAUGUAAUCUCCCGUUACUUUCACAUCUAUUUGCGAAAAGGGGGAAAAAAAUUACAAACACCAAACCCUGAGUAGCAAUUAAUUUUCCCCCAAAGAAAUAUAAUAAAAUAACAAAAACAACAAAAAUGGUGGGUUGUUCGGCUCCAAACUGUUCCAACAGAGCUGCAAAAGGUGGUUAUAAAAUGAAGCGGUUUCCUGCAGACCCUGCCAUUAGACAGAUUUGGAUAAAUAAUGUUAAACGAGCAGAUUGGAAUUGGAACCCACCGGCAAAUUUUCGAAACUGUAGACUUUGUGAGGUACAUUUUGAUGACAGUCAGUUUGAAUACAAACACACACCUGAGGGGACUGGCAGGUGUUUGAAACCAGGUGCUAUUCCAACACUAUUUGAUAUGCAGUCUGGAACCAUUUGUCAGUCUAAUUUAACUUCCCUUCACACUAGCCAAUCCCGGAGACAUAAGAAAAUUGUUGGUGAGUUCAAUCCCAUACUGUGUUUGUCAAAUCUCGAGCAGAGAAACCAUCAACUACCAGGGCUGUCAAAACAUACAAGUAUUUCUACAAACAUCUUCAAUGCUACAAGCAGUCACAAUAUUAUUGAUAUGAACUUCUUUAAAAAGAAACAGACUGAGAAAAUAGUUAAUUCUCUUCCUAUUACUUCAUACAUUGAUGAACAGACAAACUUUUCUCAGCUUUCAAAUCAAAUUCAAUACAACUAUCACAGGAAACCUCAAGCCCCAGGCUCUAAUGAUACACUAACAUUUCCUUCCAAAAGAAUGGAGUCUAUUCAUCAACCAAAUCUUUCUCUUCCAACUAAUGAAAGUGUUGCUUCUAUGUUGCCUGUUCCUUCACACCAUCUUCUACAUACUGAAUCACCUAAUGUAAAUUUACAGCCUCUUCUACAACCUGGAGAAAUUAAAGUAGAGUAUGUAGAAGACUCUUCUCAGAACUCAGAAGAGAGAAACAUUGGUGAACAAGUAAAGACCACCUCACCUCAUCUUUCAUCCCCCAAAUUACAUACUGUUAAAUUAUCCAGUGAAAAUAUUCAAAAUCCAUUGUUACAAGAUCAAGCAGAAACUUCGGAAAUGUAUCCUCAGACCCAUCUUGGAAAUUUUUCUUCAUUGAUGUCCCAUGAGUCAAAAGAACCUAGAAACUAUCCAAGCAACACUACAUUGAUAAAGGAUAUUGAAAUUGAGUCAAAUGCUUCUAAAGAUGAAGAAGAUCUUCAGUUUCAGAGACUGUCUGAUCAAUCAGAUGUUGGCAUAAAGAAAGACACAGUGAAGACUAUAAAAAGUCAUUUCAGUCCAACUAUUUCUUUACAUUCCAAUUCAAUUUACAAUCAAGGUUUACAAUAUUCAUCUCAGUCCAAUGUCACAAAAGUCGAAACUUCCAUAUUAAAAUCUCCUGUGACUACCCCUGAUGUGCUUGUCAAUGAAAUUGAAUCAAAACACUCAUAUUACUUUCAUAUGUCAAGUGACUCACGGAUACAAACAUCUGAACCAAAUGAGAAUAUUAGCAAGCAGGAUUUAGAAUGCCAUAGAUUUGUAAGGGGAGCUCAGAACCUAGAGAAUAAUGAAUCUUUUAAUAAUAGAGUUGAUAUAAGAAAUAUUGGGCCGUGUUAUACACCAAUCUCUGAAUCAGUAUCAACAAGUCCAAGAGUUACAAAGUUCCAUGAAAGAAUCAGUCCAAAUAUUAUGCAAAAAAGAGACAAACAAUUGCCAAAAAGUAGAAUUAACCAUAAACUUGUAUCAGUGGAAAAUUUACAUCGGAAAUUGAAAGAAGAAAAGAGAAAAUGUCAAAAAUUGAGACUCGAGAACCAAAAGUUGAGAAAACAACUUGGUCCUCUUCGGAAUUUGCAAAACUGGAUUAACAGGCUUCUUAACACUAAUGAAAGCAACCAGUUUGAAGAACUGAACUUUCGAGAAAACUCAACUGAUACACUUCAAAAGGCUCUUAAACUCUGUUCUACAGUAUGUGGUUAUUUAUGCAAUGUUGUCAGUCUUCCAUUUUAUUCAAAUAUUACUAGAUCAAUAUAGAAGAAUAAGUAUUACCAUAACUCUUCUUUCUUUGAGUAGUUUUUACUCCAGUGAUGCAGAAGUAAGAAUUCCUUACCUUUAAAGUUAAGGCACCAGAUGAACCAUAUAGACAUAAGUUCAAACCUUCCUACAACAGCUAUUUAUUAUGUCUUGUACUUGAACUUGAUAUAUAAUUGUGCUUGUUAUGCUUGUCUGGAUAGCAACAGAUUUCACAGUAAAAUGAAGUUUGAAACAAGUAAAUCUACUUGCUCAGAGAUAUAUUGCAAUUCCCACAGUUUGAUAUCCAUUCACAACAGAAUAUUGCAGUGUUAUCUUACAAUAAUUCCUAAGCGAUGAAAUAGAACUGAAAUUACAGCAGUAUUGGUUGGUCAAAGGUUGGCUACGAAAUGCUAAAAGAAGUUUAAAUAUGACAGAGCCUCACUAUUAGUGAAAUAAGAAUGUAAAUAGAUUCUUUCUAUACUAUUGACAUGUGGGAAAAUAUGGGUGAGAGUCUCCUGACUCUCCAAUCAACAGCAUAGAUCAGCUACUUUUAAAGCAGUCAUCAGUUAUGCCAGCAUCAUAGUGGAUACCCUAAUUAGAAAGAAUGCAUUUACUUUCUUAUUUAACCUGCAGUAGAUUUUGUAAUAUUCAAAUUUAUUUCACUUCUGAUUUAUGCAGUAUUGUUCAUUAAUAGAAUAAGAAGUAUUCCACACCCAAAACAUUAUUUGCUCAGGAGUAUAACUGGUUAUGAUUCUCUUUAAAAAAAAUACUGCAUCUGUUUCUGAUAGCUACUCCUUGAAUAAGGAGUAACAAAGUGUGUGUUUAAAUUAAAUUUUUUUAUUAUUAUCAGCUUUAAUUGUCAUUUUAAAUAAGCUAAAUAUAAAAUGUACUUUACCAUGAAAAAUAUAAUAAUAAAAAUAAUAAUCCUUUCUACGAAAGGUACAUGGCCUGAAAUUUGGGGGAGGGGGAUAGUUGAUUACAUUGAGCUCAGUGCAGAAUUGGUACUUUUUUUCAAACUCAAAAUAGUGAAAGGCAAAUUAGCCUUGGUAGAAUUUCAUCUCAGAAUUUAAAAAGCCAGAAGAAAAGCUGCUAGACAUUUUGUCUACUGCCCUAAUUGUUCUGUCAUUUCAUUGCCUCGUAAUUGUUUCCGAUAUAGGCACAAAGUGAGCAUAUUUCAGGAGAGAGGUUUGUUGUCUUUAUUUGUUUGUCAACUACUUUACACAGCUUUAUGAUGUCAGCAUUCGUAAGGUUACCUUGUACUUCUGAAGCCUAUAGUGUGUAUAUAUACAAUCAUCAUUUAAUAUCCACUUUUCCAUGCUUGCAUGGGUUAGAUGGAAUUCGUCUCAGUAAAUUUUAUAUGUAUACAUACCCUUCCUAUUGACAACCCUCACCUGUUAUUGAGCAAUAUUUCCUGUGGCCAGACAGGUUUUUACGAAAAAUGUGCAGAAUUGUAAUACUUAUUUAACGAUCAUAGUUACAGGCUACAUGCCUGACCCUCUCAUACUUGUUCUGCAGUUUAGAAUUAACUUAUUUAGUUACUGUAUUUUGCCUGUGCCAUUUAUUGUAGUCAUUAGCCUCAGAACUUGUCUUCUAAACUGGGAGAAGUAUAGAUUUUUUAAUAUAUAGCUUCUUGCAAUAGCUUACUACCAUUAGCUCAAUUCCUCCUGGUCCAAAUGCUCAUUCAUAGUUAAAUUACAUAUUGUUACCUUUCAAUAUACAACUACAGUUGCACAAUUGUUUGUCUGGUGUGAUUAGGAUUUUCAAACUGCAUUCUUUCAGAGAAAGCUGUAGCUUUCAAUCCAACAACUAUUCUAACAUUUAAGAAUUUGCCAUGUAAAGCUCCCUACUCAUAUUUUUUCUGCUAGUGCAUACAAUAGAAUUAUGGGUUUACAGUUCACUUACAAACUGUUAGUAAAUUGUGUUUCUUCAACACAGAAAAUCAGUGUGGGUUUUUUUUUUUUUUUUGUUAAAGUGUGUUUCAGUUGAUUUUCUUUGCUCUAGAUUAUAGAUUAUUCGGAUGAUUUUCGCACAAACUCUUCUUUUAUUCAUGUGGUAUUACUUCACAGAAUUAUUGUGAGAUAAUAAUUUCUUCAUAAUAUUUGGUGGGAUUAGAAUUUUGAAUUUGAAAUUAAGGAACAAGCAAAAAAAAUUGCAUAGAAUACUUAUUUAAUUACUUAUUUAUUAUGAAAUUAAUUAAAUAUUUUAAUGAAGCAAGACUUUUUUGUAGAUGAGAAAUAAUUAGUCUGAAAGAAAUUUAUGGAAAUUGUAUUUCCUUUUUCUUCGUAGAUUGUAAGUUAAUUUCUUUUUGCUGUCAGCUUGAUUUUUUUUUUUUUCAAAGAACCCCUUUAUUUUUGUAGAUCCAUCAUUGUAUGUAUCAUGUGUGAAUUAAGUGUGUGCUUCUCAAUAUCCAGUACUAAUUGUAAAUUCCUUCAGUGAGCUUUUAAUUGGAAUUACUAAAGGACUUCUUUUGGCAGCUAAUUAAUUUUUUGACUGGGUUUGACUCACUAAAAACUCUUUGCUUAAAUAUGUAAAUAGAUGGAUUAAAUUUGGAAAAAUAUUUUUAGAUUAUUUGACUGUGUUAUAACAUCAUUAGCACUGACAAAUUAUAAUCUUACACUUAUUUUUUCCAAAGACAAACAUGUUUUUUUAGUAACAAUGGAAAUUUUUCUGAACAAUUUUCUGUGAUGAGCCUAAAUAUAAAGUGCUAAAAUAUUGUCAGAAAAUUUUUUUGUGCAAAACUAUUGAUAAUUUUUUAGAAGAAUCUUCCAUAGUUCAGACAUGCUAAAAGAUCAUUAAUGCACUUAAUUUCCACUACUUUGAAAAUCUACAAAUCGGCUGCCUGAAGAAGAGACAAUACUUAGAUUUAUAUUACAGAAGAGAAAAGAACAAAUUACUUAUCAAAACAUGGUGAAAAGUUAAUUUGAAAGAUAUUUGGUGUUUCUGAUUUUACCAGAAUAUUAGGUUGUGAAAUGUUUUCAAUAGAAACAUGUUAAAUUAAAAUAAAUAUUGAGUAAAAGAAAAUUUACAAAAUCAAGGUAAAUUUUAUCCUUUGCUAUAUUUUACACACAGAUUAUAUCUUGUAAAACAAAAAUUCAAUGUACAGAUGGAACAAUAUUAUUAUUAUUUCUUAUGUAAAAUAAAUGUGCUUAACUACUCUGUUAUUAAAAUGCCAAUUUGUUCUGAUU